Messenger RNA from Crotalus tigris (Tiger rattlesnake), 4416 nucleotides. It is a transcript of the gene EXOC3L2, whose product is annotated as exocyst complex component 3 like 2. Gene Ontology annotation, biological process: exocytosis; exocyst localization. The transcript is spliced from 12 exons. Bases 182 to 2761 code for a protein of 859 amino acids. The record is from RefSeq and is a predicted model, not a curated record. Gene Ontology annotation, molecular function: SNARE binding. Gene Ontology annotation, cellular component: exocyst. NCBI's taxonomy places the organism in Eukaryota, Metazoa, Chordata, Lepidosauria, Squamata, Viperidae.
GGAGAAGAGUCACAAGAUCCUCCAGAUUACAUAAGGCCGCCUGCUCCGAAUCACCUCCGGCUUGGCGGGGCUGGGAGGGGCUUCCUUCCAAGGCUCCUCGGCCUCCCCAGCCCGGCUGCCCAGAGCAGCCAGACCACCCGAGAGGAGGGAAGGCAGCAAGGUCCCAGGGAAGGCAGCCGCCAUGCCAGUCCUCAAGAACCCCUAUCAACUCAAGAUGGCCAGCAGGGGCCCCGGAGAGCGUGGGCGGGGUGGCAGCCGCAGCGGGACGCUGAUCCUAGCCAAGGAGAGUCCGGGGACCAACCCUUUCGAGGAGGACCUGGAGGAGAAGGAGAGGGACUCCUUCCUCGGGGGCCUCUCCCCUGGCCGAGAGAGGUCCCUCCCGGGGGACUUGGAGAGGGGUGUCUUCAGCGGGAGCCCCGAGGACCGCUUCAGGCGCCGGGCCACCCUGGAGAAGCUGGUGGGGCUGAGCCCCUUCCGCCUGGGCAAGGGCCGGAAGAGUGGGGAGAAGCGGUCGCCUGGGGGCGAGCAGGGCUCCGACCGGCGGUCCUUCCUGGAGCGCAUGAUGCUGCCCCUGAUGGAGGGCAACCUGGGCCAGCGGGUGCCAAAGAAGCUGCGUCGCUGCUCAGAGGACUUCAGCCUGAUGCAGCGCUUCAACGCGCGCCGCAAGGAGGGCCUCUACAGCUCGGACGGCGGCCUGGCGGAGGAGAACGGUGGUGGGGAUGCCGCCAAGCGCGGCUCCUUCCUGAAGAUCGGGCUGGGCGGGAAGGUACGCCGGGCGUCCCUGGUGGAGAAGCUCAACCAGACGGAGGGCUCGGAGACGGCCCCAGUGGGCGAGAAGCACGACCCCAAGCCCAAGGAACCGCUCUCAGUCCUGGAGAUCCUCAACCUGAUCCACCGGCGGGAGCUCCGCCUGGCCGACGGGCACAUCAUGGAGCUGGAGGCCGAGUGCGCCCAGGGGGGCAGCGGGGCCAGCGGGAAGGACGGCAGCCGGAAGGCCAAGGACGUGGCCCUGCUCUACGAGGCGCUGCAGGAGGCGCUCUGGGCGGUGCUGGCCGAGGCGCUGGCUGCCAAGAGCGCCUACCCGCCCCUGGAGCAGCUGGUGCAGGUCAUCGAGCAGGAGGAGGAGGCUGACCGCAGCUGGCGCCAGGCCCAGGGAGGCUCUGCGGGAAGCCCGGGGCCCCGGCAGAUGAGGCAGCGGUGGGCCGAGGCAGUGGACCGGCUGGCGGGCCAGAAGCUGUGCCAGUGUGUGGAGGGCCGGGCGGGCACCAUUGCCACCCGGAUGGACCGGCUGGCCAAGUGCACAGUGGAGGACCUGAGCAGCGUCAAGCGCCACCUGCUGCAGGCCUACCCUGAGGAGUACCAGGCCUUUAGUGUCUACCUGGGCAGCUACCACCGGGGCCUGGCCCGCUGCCUGGCCGAAGGGGUCCAGAAGCAGCUGAGCCUCUCCGAGCUCUACUUCGUCUUGGACUGGAACAGCAACAUCUACCAAAGGGAGGUCCUCAGCCGGCCAGAGAUCUCCCCUAUGGUCAAGCCCCAGGAGCUCGGUCCCCUCCUGUCCCCGGAAACACAGCAGAGUCUGGAGGAGGAGUGCAUUGCCGCUGUGAAGGUGGUGAUCGGCAGGGACAUGAGCCAGGAGCUGCAGAAGGAGGAAGAGAGGUGGGCCCAGGAAGACAAGGAGAACAGCUUUCAGUUCGGCUUGUCCAGCAAAGUCAUCUUGGUGCUAAAGGGGCAUGCCGACAAAGCCCCCCAAAUCACGGAGGAGUUUGGAAGAAGGGUGGCUCACUGCUGCCUUGCCAGCCUGGCAGAGUUCUUGCAGAGUUUCCAGAAGAAAGUUGAGAAGUUUCACGAAGGCCAGGUGGUCAGCAACCUCAGCCCAGAGAGCUACGUGGGCCGGACCAUCAUGCUGGUCAACUGCUGCCCCCCCUUCAGGGACUACCUGGAGCACCUGGCCAGGUUUGGUCACCCGGACAGCGAGGCCGUGAAGCACUUGGCAGGAUCGUCCCUUGACCGAGUGACCCGGCUGUGCAAUCGAGUGCUGGCUGACCACCUCUUCCAAAGCCUCAAGCCCUACUUCUACAAGCUGAUGAAGAGGAAAUGGCUCAACAACUCCGAGGCCUUCUCCGCCAUCAUGGCUCUCCUCGCGGAGCACGCCCAGAGGCUGAGGCAGAUGAAGCUGGAGCCCUACCAGAUGCUGGUGAGGGAGGUCCACCGGCAGGUGCUGAUCGAGUACGUCCGGCCGCUGAUGCGAGUGCGGAUCAUCUGCACUUCGUCCAAGAUGAGAGCCAAAGUGGCCCACAGACUCCGGAGCGAGGCCAAGCAGCUGCAGGAGUUCUUCAUUCAGCUGGAAUCCUCCUCCUCCUGGCUGGACUCCGUGGUGCCCCACCUGGCUGGGAUCCUGGAGCUGGAAGACACGCCGGCCAUCCAGAUGGAAGUGGCUUUCCUGGCCAGGGCCUUUCCUGAUGUGCAAAAGAAGCACCUGGCAGCCCUGCUGGACAUUCGGGGCCUGCAGAGCCAAGCCCAGCGGCAGCUCAUCCUGGCGGUGCUGGAGACCCUGGAGCUGACGGGGGCCGAGAGGGACGUCUGCCAAGACCGGGCCUUCUUCUCCGAGAUUCCCACCAGCGAGGUCUUCUGCGUCCGCCUCCAGCUGCAUCGCCUCUCGCACUUUGGGCUCGCCUGCCUCUCCCGGGUGCGCCGGCGACCCCCCCGGCUGCAGCGACAGAGGAGGGGCCCAAGAGAGAAGGGGGCGGAAGCUCAGCUGUGAGCACCUGCUCAGCCCCAACUGGACGUUCUCGGCCUUGAGGUUCUGGCCGGAGGGCUAGCCGGCUCUUUCCAAAGAAGCCAACUUGCCUUAUGAUGCUCACCCCUGCGAGGAGCGCGGCUGCCUGCUGGACAUGACGGCUGAGAGCCGGACGGGCAGCAGCCUCCCUUCCAGCCACUUGGGGGGCUGUGGCGAAAGGCCACUGGUCCAGGCAGGCUGGAUUUAGGGGUGAUUGCCAGGGAGGGGGGAUAGAACAGGCUGGGGGACAAAUCCAUCCGCUCUUAGACCAGGGGAAGGGACCCCCUGGAGGGACCCCCACCCUUAUACCCAACGGGUGGAUCUGAAACCCCGAUGCGCCUCAGCCAAGAAUAUUUCAGGGUUCACCGAGUCUUGCGCCAGGAAGGGCUCCCUGCAAGCUUGGGAGACCGAGGGAAGAAGCAAAGUGAGCUGUGCCCAGAGAGAGACCCAGGAAACAACCCUGAUUCAGCCUUGGAACCACAUCAAACCGGGAUGGGGAACCCGCUGGUGGGGGGGGGGGAGUUGGGAUGCCAAGUGCCGCCUUCCUUGCCCAGAGGAAAGGAGCACACGGGCUCCUCCUCCUCCAGAUCUAGGAGGCUCCGAGUACAUCGAACAGGCCUCUCCAGACUUGGCAACUUUAUGAUGGGUGCAAUUCUCAGAAAUCAAGUCCACAACUCUUAAAGUUGCCAAGUCUGGAGACCCGACAUAGAACAUAGAGCAAUAGGGUUGGAAGGGACCUUGGAGGUCUUCUAGUCCAACCCCCUGCCUAUAGCAGGAGAUCCCAUACCGUAUGGGAACAUCUGCCUACAGAUACAGGGAUGAAACACUCGAUCUAGCAGCAGACCUGGAAUUGGCUCCUUCACCCUGGCCGAGCUGGAGGAUGAAGAACUGUUUGCAUCUCGUCAUAGUUUGGUUUCUGCAACACCCCCACCCCCAUCCUAUCUGAAGUGGGGCCCGAGAGGAAACCAGCAGCACAUCACCACUUCCAGCCCCCAUUGCAAACUAGCUUCACCUCCUCCCUUCCCACCAGCUCGGAGACCCCACUGCCACCUUCCUCGGGCUGGCUCAACUGGGCACUGGGGGGGGGGGCAGAUCCCACCCCACCGUGCUGGAUACCCCAAUUAGUAGCUAUUGCCGUUGGUCUGUUUUCCCUUUUAAAGUUUGGACCUAGGCUGACCUUGGAAAAGAUCCCAUGGAAAGCUGGGCCUCCUACUAGGAUGCGAGACCACCAAGAGACCCCAGGUCUGCAGACUAAGCCCAGGAGGAGGGAAUCGCAGGCCCUUCCAAUAACAAGUUGCGGUCUGUUCUUCCUCUCCUUGAUAGCUGCGCUGUCACCCAUUUUAUUUCUGCCAGCCCUCGAAUGACGAAAAAAUGUUUGCAAUUUCUUUUUGGCCUUGGGCAAAGGCUGGUCUAUUUUCUAAAGCUUUUUGAUAUAUCUUAAUUCAAAAUGUAUAUGCUGCAUAAAGACACUUAACUCCUUUGCCUGCUGGUUUAGUUCUUCCUUGUAUUGAUUAAUGUGCUUAUUUUGUUAUGUAUUUGGAUUUUUAUUUGAAUUUUUAAAUCCGGUGAGUCUAAUAUAUUGUAAAUGCGUAGAUGAAUGGCCUACAAAAUUUAAAAUUAAAGAGCUAAAAUAGUCAUCA